This is a messenger RNA of Dryobates pubescens (Downy woodpecker), 2732 nucleotides long. Its product is annotated as RNA-binding protein 10-like. Bases 60 to 2732 code for a protein of 890 amino acids. Gene Ontology annotation, molecular function: RNA binding. Lineage: Eukaryota; Metazoa; Chordata; Aves; Piciformes; Picidae. The record is from RefSeq and is a predicted model, not a curated record. Gene Ontology annotation, biological process: mRNA splicing, via spliceosome. Gene Ontology annotation, cellular component: nucleus. The transcript has 22 exons.
CUCCCAGUGCCUCCCAGUCCCCCUCAGUGUCGCUGUCCCCCCCAACAGGUGCCAGCACCAUGGAGUAUGAGCGCAGGGGGGGCCGUGGGGACCGGACAGGACGCUAUGGGGGGGCCCCCCCAGUGCCCCCCGAGGAUGGGGGCCGGGGGCAGCGUGACCACGACUACAGGGACAUGGACUACAGGGGGGGGUAUGGGGGAGCCCCCGAGGGGGCUGCUGCCGCGGGCACCCCCCCACAGCCCCGCCCCCUAAUCCCGGUGCCCCCUUCCCCCCCGGUGCCCCCUUCCCCCCACCCCGGUGCCCCUCCCGGUGCCAUCCCUGUGCCCUUUCCCCCCAGCCCCCCGCCGUGGGCAGCCCGGAGCCGGCUCGGGGCCGGGAGGGGGCCCCGGGGGGGGGCUCGGCUGCGGCGCUGCCGUUCGCGGCGGCCGACGGCGACUACCGGGAGCGGGACCGAGACUACCGCGGGGGGGGCGGCGGCGGCGGCGGCGGCGGCGGGGGGGGGGGAGGCGGCGGCAGAGGAGCACAGGGCCAGCACCAUCGUGAUGCUGAGGAUGCUGCCCCCCGCGGCCACCGAGAGCGACAUCCGUGCCCAGCUGCAGGCCCAGGGGGUGCAGCCCAGGGAGGUUCGGCUGAUGCGCAACAAGUCCUCAGGUCAGAGCAGAGGCUUCGCCUUCGUGGAGUUUCACCACCUGCAGGACGCUGCCCGCUGGAUGGAUGCCAACCAGCAGGGCCUGAGCCUGCUGGGCCACAGAGUCUCUCUGCACUACAGCGACCCCAAGCCCAAGAUCAACGAGGACUGGCUCUGUGCCAAGUGCGGGGUGCAGAACUUCAAGCGCAGGGAGAAGUGCUUCAAGUGUGGGGUGCCCAAGGCUGAGGCCGAGCAGAGAGGCCCUGGGGGGCCCAGGCCUGAGCUGGUGCCCGCGGGGGGGGGAGGGGGCGGGGGGCUGCUGCCCCUCCCCCAGCCCUAUGCCCCCACGCUGGGAGGGGCCCCGGGGGGGGGCCCCCAGAGCGGGACCGAGCCUGGGGCCGACAAUGCCAACGACACCAUCAUCCUGCGGAACCUGCACCCGCAGAGCAGCCUGGAGUCCAUCCUGGCGGCGCUGGCUCCCUUCGCCGUGCUCAGUGCUGCCAACGUGCGGCUGAUCAAGGACCGCCAGACGCAGCUCAACCGCGGCUUCGCCUUCGUGCAGCUCAGCACCAUCGUGGAGGCCUCCCAGCUGCUGCAGAUGCUGCAGGCCCUGCACCCUCCGCUGCACAUCGAUGGCAAAAGCAUCAACGUGGAGUUUGCCAAAGGCUCCAAGAGGGAGGGGCAGGGGGCGGGGCCAGGGGAGGGCCCCCCCCGUGCCAGCGCAGCCUCGGUGGCGUCGACGGCGAUCGCGGCGGCACAGUGGGCACUGAGCCAGGCGGUGCCAGGGGCGGAGCCAACCUGGGCCGGGGGGGAGGAGCCUGCGGCCGACUUCAGCAGCUUCUACCAAUCGGAGGAGAGCUUCCCUGGCCCCGCCCCCACCCUUUAUGGCUCUGCCUACUUGAAGGGUGUGGCUGCCCCGCCCCCGGGCCCCGCCCUCGCAGUCCCCACCCCUGCCAAGGCUGAUGGCCCCGCCCCUGGUGCAGAGGAUCCAGGGGGGCCUGGCCUGGACCCCACGGCAGGAGGGGCUGGGGGGGGCCCUGGGGGGGUCACAGCAGCAGCAGCAGCAGGGGUGGGGGGUGGGGGUGGGGGGACUGCCUUCCCCCGCCCCUCCCCUGCAGCCCCCCCCUACCCCUCCCCCACCGGGGAGACCCCAGCUGGGACCCCCUCAGGAGCACCCCCACAGACCUACCCAGGCCCCCUGAAGGCUGAGCUCCCCACCCCCACCCCCGCUGGGCCCCCCCCAGCCAACCCCCCCAGUGCUGAGCCCUACGGCCAGUACCCCGUGCCGGACGUCUCCACCUAUCAGUACGACGAGACCUCCGGCUACUACUACGACCCCCUCACAGGCCUCUACUACGACCCCCACUCGCAGUACUUCUACGACGCCGGGGCGGGGCAGUACCUGUACUGGGACGGGGAGCGCCGAACCUACCUGGCAGCGCCCCAGGCCGAGGCCCCCGCCGGCACCCCGGGCACCCCUGGGGCCCCCAAGGAGCCCAAGGACAAGAAGGAGAAGCACAAAACCAAGACAGCUCAGCAGAUCGCCAAGGACAUGGAGCGCUGGGCACGGAGCCUGAACAAGCAGAGGGAGAGCGGCCGCAGCGCGGGGCCCCCCCCGGCCCCCCGGGAGGACGAGCGCCGGGAGGCCGCCGCGGCCGACGCCGGCUACGCCAUCCUGGAGAAGAAGGGUGCCCUGGCAGAGCGGCAGCAGCCCCCCCUGGAGCUGCCCAGGCUGGCCAGCGACGACUCCCCAACCCCCCCCCGGGGGCUGGUGGCAGCCUACAGCGGGGAGAGCGAGAGCGAGGAGGAGGGGGAGCGGCCGGAGCCCCCCCUGACCGACUGGCAGAAGCUCUGCUGCCUGCUCUGCCGCCGCCAGUUCCCCUCCAAGGAGGCUCUGCUGCGCCACCAGCAGCUCUCAGGCCUCCACAAGCAAAACCUGGAGCUGCAGAGACGAAGCCACACAGCCCCCGAGGGGGGGGAGAGAGACCUGGAGCUGAAGUACAGAGACAGAGCUGCAGAGCGCAGGGAGAAGCAGGGGGGGGGCCCUGAGCCCCCCGAGCCCAAGAGGAGGAAGUUUGGGGGACCCCCCCCAGGGCCAGGGUGA